AUGACAUGGGAUGAGCAUAGGGUUACGAGCAUCGACCUGGUGACUAACGACCCCGUCGUGAACCGGGAGACUGUCAAGAACGAGUUUAUCCGAUUCAUCGAGCUGUUCAAAACAACGCAUAAGGAGUAUUCCCAUGUUCUCUCGUCAAACAUCAACCAGGACAACUUUUCUCUGACAGUCAAGCUGGAGCACAUCUACCAGUACUCGGACCUUCUCUCCCGGGAGCUGUCUAGAAGGCCUGAAAGGGCAAUCGAAUGGUUUGAGGAGGCAGUAGCGGACAGAUACAACGUAAAGGGAGUGCAGGGGUUUCAGCUCUGCCUGGUCUCCGAUGGCAGGUGCAUACCCAUUAGAGAGAUAAAUGCAUCGAAAACAAACAAAAUAGUGAAGAUCCAGGGAAUAGUUGUUUCUGCAUCCUCUGUUAUCACAAAACCAAGGACGCUUUUCCUUGUCUGUAGAAAUUGCCUCAGCAGCAAGGAGGUAAUGGACAUGAUUCCAAGGAUGUGUGAUAAGACUGAAUGUCCACCUGAUCCCUACAUCGUCAUACCCGAGAAAAGCCAGGUGAUAGAUGUGCAGUAUGUGAAGAUCCAGGAGUUUUUUGAAGACAUCCCCGUCGGAGAAACUCCCAGGCACUUCAGCCUGGUUCUGGAGAAGAAGAUGGUCAAUAGACUGAUUCCUGGGUCCAAGGUUGUUAUUACUGGGAUUUACUGCAUGAGAAUGAUCAGAGACAGCUCUCUCCCGAUUGUGAAGGUGGUGGGCCUUGAGGAUAGGAGCCUCAAGACUUCAAAGAUGUUUACUGAAGAAGAGGAGGAAAGCUUCAAAAAACUCAGCAAGGCAGAUAUUUAUGAGAGGAUCUCUAGGUCUAUUGCACCUUCUGUGUAUGGGCACGAGGAUGUGAAGAGGGCUCUUGCCUGCAUGCUGUUCGGAGGAACCAGGAGAGUGCUUGAAGACAAGGUCACCUUAAGGGGAGAUAUCAAUGUUCUUCUUCUGGGAGAUCCAGGAAUGGCCAAGUCCCAGCUUCUGAAGUUCAUGGAGCUAGUGUCUCCCGUGGGUGUCUAUACCAGCGGAAAGGGAAGUUCCGCAGCAGGGCUGACGGCAAGCGUUAUAAGAGAUAGUGGUGGAGAGUUUUAUCUUGAGGGCGGCGCACUGGUGCUUGCAGACAACGGGAUAUGUUGCAUCGAUGAGUUCGACAAGAUGGACGAGCAUGACAGAGUUGCCAUCCACGAGGCCAUGGAGCAGCAGACAAUAUCAAUAGCAAAGGCUGGGAUAACAACCAUGCUGAACACCAGGACGAGCAUACUCGCAGCAGCAAACCCUGUUUUUGGAAGGUAUGAUGACUACAAGACGCCUGACGAAAACAUCGAGUUUGGAGCCACCAUCCUGUCGAGGUUUGAUUGCAUAUUUAUACUGAAAGACAAGCAUGGACCUAACGACAUUAUUCUUGCAAAGCAUGUGCUUUCUGUCCACCAAAACAAGGCCAGAGAAGAUAAUGAAUGCCAGAAUGGACUGCACGAUGACCAAGAAGAGCAAAUCUCCGGAAGCGACAGAUCCCCAGACAUCAUUCCAAUCCACACGAUCAAAAGAUAUGUCCAGUAUGCCAGGAGCAAGGUGUUUCCAACACUUUCUGAAGCAGCAUCGAAGCAGCUGUCAAGAUACUAUGUCAACACCAGGAAAGAGGUCAGACAGCUCGAGCAAAGCACCCUGAAGCGGAAUGCAAUCCCAAUAACGGUGAGGCAGCUGGAAGCAAUAAUACGGAUAGGCGAGUCACUUGCAAAGAUGGAGCUGAGUCAAAUUGUCACCGAAAAGCACGUGGAAGAGGCGAUAAGGCUCUUUAAAGUAAGUACAAUGAACGCAGUCUCUCAGGGGCAUAUGCUUGAAGGAAUGGUUCGCCCCGAUGUGAUCAACCACAUCGAGGAGAUAUGCAGCAGAAUAAGACUGCUUGUGCCAAUAGGGGGGUCGAUAAGGUACAGCGACCUUAUCAGGAAGCUUGGCGGAAAGGACGAGUGGGUGUGUAAGAAAGCUAUCGACUACAUGUGCAAGCAAGAAAAGCUGGUGGCUAGAGACAUGGGGAGGGUGUUGAUAAGGCAGCCUUAA
Encephalitozoon cuniculi GB-M1 is the source of this 2091-nucleotide messenger RNA. RefSeq lists its product as uncharacterized. The transcript has a single exon. Gene Ontology annotation, cellular component: MCM complex; nucleus. Gene Ontology annotation, biological process: DNA replication initiation; DNA replication; double-strand break repair via break-induced replication. Gene Ontology annotation, molecular function: ATP binding; DNA replication origin binding; single-stranded DNA binding. The record is from RefSeq and is marked provisional. The coding region runs from base 1 to 2091 and encodes 696 amino acids. Lineage: Eukaryota; Fungi; Microsporidia; Unikaryonidae.